AUGGUGCAAGCCAAUAUUUCCAUAAUAAAUAAUGUCACAUUAAAUCGAAGAGGUUACUCUAUUAGAGGCACCCUUAUAUUAUCAUCUCACCAUUUUGUUUUCAGCUUUAAUCCUAGCCAGCUGAGUGAAGGAAAAGAAAAUAAGAAAGAAAUAUGGAUUUGUUACCCAGUUAUAGAAAGGAUAAAAAAGGCAAGAGGGUCAUCUUGGAUCAGUAGCAACAACAAUAAUAACAACAAUAACAAUAAUAAUGGUAGUUCUAAUAAUAAUCACGGUAGUUUUGCUAAUGGUGAUGGUUCAGAUAAUAAUUCGAACGAUAGUGACAACGAAAUUGACGAAAAUGGAGAAAUAGGUAGCCCUAAUAACCAAAGGCCUGAAGCGAAGCGAUUCAAGAGAAAAGAUGAAGAAUUUGACCACUAUUCUGCUUCACAUAUUAGAAUACAAUGUAAGGACUUCACAUAUUACUCAUUUGAUUUCAUAAAUGAUUUGAUAUGCUGCGAAGUCUUUCUGACAUUGAGUGCAUUGAUUACAACGCCCAAGACAACUAACGAUAUAACGGCCUUUUACGCUUACCAGUACGAGCCAAAUAUGCUUGAAGAGCGUUUGCCGUCGAAUGGGUGGGAUAUAUAUGAUCCUGUUGAAGAAUACAAAAGGCAAGAAUUGAUUAGUGAUUCCAGCAACUGGCGAAUAUCGACAGUUAACGAUGAUUACAAGUUUUGUCCUUCCUAUCCAAAUAUAUUGAUUGUACCUAAAUCAAUAUCGGAUAAUGUUUUGAAACAUGCGGGAAAAUUUCGGUCGAAGCAAAGAAUACCAUCUGUUGUUUAUAAACAUAGGUACAGUGCUAAUGGAAAUGUGAUAGCCAGAUGCUCCCAACCUUUGGUGGGACUAAAUUUGCAAAAUAGAUCAAUUCAGGAUGAGAAGUUGAUAUGUGAGAUUUUUAGAUGUCAAGAGGAAGAAAGAAAGAGCGGGUUGAGCAAUGAAAGCGACAUUAAUAGCCAGCCUCAAAAGAAUCUCAUUGUCGACUUGAGGCCAAUAACGAAUGCAAUGGCACAACAUGCCAUGGGUGCAGGCACCGAAAACAUUGAUAAUUAUAGAGGAUCCUUUUCUAAUAUAGGUGGAAAGGACAAAACAAAGAAUCUGAUUCUGGAUCAAGGAAGCUUUAGACAGGUUGAUAAAAUCUUUUGCAAUAUAGAUAAUAUUCACGUUAUGAGAGAUUCCUUGAAUAAGUUAACAUCGAUCCUUAGUGAUUUAGAUAAGUAUCCUGUUUCAAAUGAUAGCAAGGCACCAUCAAGUUAUCCUUUACUCCAACAAUCUUUAACGAAAACACAAUGGUUGCAUCGUCUAUCAAUAAUCUUGCAAUCAGUUGAUCGCAUUACGAAAUCCAUCCAUUUGAAUAAUACUAAUGUCAUCAUUCAUUGUUCGGAUGGUUGGGACAGAACCUCACAAGUCUCUGCACUUCUGCAGUUGUGUUUAGAUCCUUAUUACAGAACUUUGAAAGGAUUUAUGGUACUAGUUGAAAAAGAAUGGCUAAGUUUCGGCUAUAAAUUCUCUACGAGAGCAGAUCAUGGCGGAUGUAUUGGUGCGUCAAUUCAAAAGAAGCAAAAAAACUCACAACAGCUGUCACAGUCUACUGAAUUUUCUUCAGAGUCACCGUCACAGCUAUCUAUGGAUUCCCUUGAAGACAACGAGGCUCUCAGUUUAAAUGGGACCGGGAAAACUGUCGCCUCAUUUUUGCAAAGAGCUGCACAUCAUAUUAAGAACACAGCGGUUGCAGCAUCCUCCUCUCCAACGGCUUCAGAUAACGAGAGACAUGAAGGUGGAAAACAGUCUCUGAAGCAUACAUACAGUGAAAGUAGCGAAAAAUCACCUGUUUUUCAUCAGUUUCUUGACUGCGUGUACCAAAUAUAUCGCCAACACCCGUCAGAAUUUGAAUUCAAUAGCAGAUUUUUGAAAAGACUACUUUAUCAUUAUUAUUCAUGCCAGUAUGGUACCUUUUUAUGCGAUUCAGAACUUAUUCUGAAAAAUAUUAAUAAAGUUCAGAAUUCGACUGUCUCAGCCUGGGACUACUUCCUCUCAAGACCAAACGAAUUCAUAAAUCCAGCAUACAAAGGUGAUACCAAUGAACAAUGUGUUUUAUUUUUCAAUUAUACUGAUAUCAAAUGGUGGUACGAACUCUAUGGGAGAUCUGAUGAAGAAAUGAAUGGUCUAUCCAACUCCCUUGAUCGCAAAUUUGCACAAAUGAAAUUGGCUCAAACUCAAACUUAG
Molecule: messenger RNA, 2262 nt
Organism: Priceomyces carsonii
Lineage: Eukaryota; Fungi; Ascomycota; Pichiomycetes; Serinales; Debaryomycetaceae
Product: phosphatidylinositol-3-phosphatase
Exons: 1
Coding region: 1-2262 (753 amino acids)
Biological process (GO): phosphatidylinositol dephosphorylation
Cellular component (GO): membrane
Molecular function (GO): phosphatidylinositol-3-phosphate phosphatase activity
Source: RefSeq, a predicted model, not a curated record